Neoarthrinium moseri is the source of this 2010-nucleotide messenger RNA. RefSeq lists its product as uncharacterized. Gene Ontology annotation, molecular function: RNA binding; pseudouridine synthase activity. The record is from RefSeq and is a predicted model, not a curated record. Gene Ontology annotation, biological process: mRNA pseudouridine synthesis; tRNA pseudouridine synthesis. Bases 1 to 2010 code for a protein of 669 amino acids. Gene Ontology annotation, cellular component: nucleus. Lineage: Eukaryota; Fungi; Ascomycota; Sordariomycetes; Amphisphaeriales; Apiosporaceae. The transcript has 3 exons.
AUGGGUGCCGAGGAUAAUUCGCACGAGCGCGCAGCGCCAGCCACUGCGCCCGUUGACAAGCCCGUUCCGGCUACCGAGUCCGCGAAGCGCAAGGAUGCUCCAGACGCAGUCUCAUCGAAUGCAGAUGGCGAGCCCAGGAAGCGCCAAUUCAACUCGAAUCGCGGCCGCGGUCGGGGCUCAGGGGGCCGAGGUAGUGGCCGAGGAGGGCGUGGUGGGCGAGGCGGUCGAGGCGGCAGAGGAGGCAACCAUGGCGGCGGCGACGACAAGCGCGACGACUCGAGCCAACAAGACGAGCCCAAGAAGGACGACUGGAGGCAGGACUGGCGCGACCGCAAACGCCGCAAAGUAGACGAGAAUGGCAAGCGCGCCGGCGUGCCCGAGGGCCAAUCGAGCUACAUGAGCAUCGCCUUCUCCAAGGACGAGAUCGCCGCCGAAGAACGUCGACCGAAGCGCAAGGUGGCUGUCAUGAUUGGCUACUCCGGCACCGGAUACCAUGGCCUACAGAUUAACCACAAGGAGAAGACGAUAGAGGGUGACCUGUUCGCCGCCUUCGUCGCUGCGAACGCAAUCUCCAAGGCCAAUGCUGACGAUCCGAGGAAGUCGAGCUUGGUCCGGACGGCGCGAACGGACAAGGGUGUUCACGCGGCGGGCAACGUCAUCUCGCUCAAGCUGAUCAUCGAGGAUCCCGAUGUUGUCAAGAAGAUCAAUGAUGCUCUGCCGCCCCAGAUCAGGGUAUGGGGCAUUCAGAGAACCAAUAAUGCCUUCAACUGCUACCAAACCUGUGAUUCACGUUGGUACGAGUAUCUCAUGCCAAGCUACUGCCUCUUGCCGCCACACCCAGAUACCUUUUUGGGCAAGCAGGUGCUCGAGGCCGUCAAGGAGAAGGGCGUCGAGGAGGAAUACAACAAGCGCAUGGAAGACGUCAAGAACUUCUGGGAGGACGUAGAGAAGAACGACAUCCAACCCAUCAUUGAUGCCCUGGAACCAGAGGUUCGCGAGGAAGUCUUGCGCAGAAGACACGCGGCCGAGUCGGAAAGCAAGGGAAAUAAGAUAAUCAAGACAGAUGGCGAAGAGGGUGUCCCGAACGAGACAAAGGAAUCGCCUGCCGCCAAGGAUGUGGAGAUGGAGAAUGCCGCGCCAGAAGAAGCACAGCCUUCCCUCGCGCCUACAGAUGCAGAUGUUCAGACAACAGAGUCGGCGCCCAAGCUGGAUGGGUCAGGAGAGGGAACAGAGGAGGCCCUAAAUGCCUCUGAACAGUCGCAACCGAAGCCUCCGAGGCCUGCAGAUGUGGCGCUGAAGCAGAUCAAGACGGCUUACGUUGCUGCGAAGCGACGUUACCGUGUUACCCCCGAGCGUCUCUCCCAACUGCAGCAGGCUCUGGAUCUGUACGUUGGCACCAAGAACUACCACAACUAUACCAUCGUGAAGUCACCUACCGACCCUUCUGCCAAGCGCAAUAUCAAGUCGUUUGUAGCCAACCCAGAGCCAAUCCAGAUCAAUGACACCCAAUGGCUGUCCUUGAAGGUUCACGGUCAAUCGUUCAUGAUGCACCAGAUCCGCAAGAUGGUUGGAAUGGCUGUCCUCGUUACGCGAUGUGCUACAGACCUAAACCGUAUCACCGAGAGCUACCAGCAUGGCCGGAUCAGUAUUCCCAAGGCUCCCAGCUUGGGCCUGCUGUUGGAACGUCCAGUCUUCGAUAACUACAACGCCCGCGUUGGCGACAACGUGGAGAAGCCUAAGAUUGAUUUCGGCAACUACGAGAAGGAGUUGCAAGAGUUCAAAGAUUCACACAUCUACCAGCGGAUCUUUGACUUGGAGGAGAAGGAAAACUCGUUCCACACAUUCUUCCACCAGAUCGACCAUUUCAAGUCCGAUUACUUCCUGUGGACCACGGCUCGCGGUAUUGGCGCAGCACACCAGAGGGUAGGACAGGCAGAGGAUCUGCCCGAAGGUCUCAAGGAAGAGCUAGGUGAUGAUGAGGGCGAAGAUCCCGAGGGUGGUGAGGGUUAG